Molecule: messenger RNA, 7138 nt
Organism: Meriones unguiculatus (Mongolian gerbil)
Lineage: Eukaryota; Metazoa; Chordata; Mammalia; Rodentia; Muridae
Product: KIAA1210 ortholog
Exons: 11
Coding region: 1-5772 (1923 amino acids)
Source: RefSeq, a predicted model, not a curated record
AUGGUGAAGCCUGAGGUGGUGGCACAGGCCUACAAUACCAGCCCCAAAAGAAAGAAGAAAUCUAAGUUUAAAGCCUUUAAGCUGUUUUUUGGCAAGAAGAAAAAGAAAGAGACAGAAGAUGUUCCAGAAGGGAAACUUCUAAAGCCAGGAUUUUCCACCAGCACUGUUAGUGUGUCUUCUCUGAAGCCAGUUCUGGAAACAGAAACGGAGAACAAGCCUAAGAGCAGCAUGGGAGUCAAGGCCAUAUCCCAUGAGAGUGUCUUCUGUUUGGAGCCUGAGCCUGAAAAAUCAGCAAGCAACCAGCAAUCUUCCAUGCAGGCCCAGAGAGGCAGAUCACUAAAGAUCCCAGCACAACCUUCACACUUGCGGAGAUUGAGCACCAGCCCACAUGCUACCAGAUCUGAGAAAGUCUAUCAGGAGAUGCAAAAAGCCAUUGCUGGUGACAAGUCACCCAGGAGCUCCAGAAAGAAGUCCUCUCCAUGCAUGAGUGUCUCUGAAAUGUCUUCGGAUCUUGAGCUAGCCCAGUCCUCUCAAAGCAGCACUCAGCAGCCCUCACACUUUAGCACCCCAGCCACCUCCCGUGGCUGCUUGGAUUCUUCAGCUGCUAAACACAAGAUAUCUUUAAACCCCCGGAAACAGAAGAAGAAGAAGACAAUUUCCACAUCUGUGAAAGUAAAGCAGGAAGAGCAGCAGCAUUCACUACCAUCCAAAGAAAAGACUACAGUGAAGAUGAAACAAGCUGACCAAAAGGAGCAGAAAAGGGACGGCACAGAACUCUCAAGCCAGGAGAAGAGUUACAAACCUGAGACUCAAGAUAAGGAGACAAGAGAUCAAGCUCUAAGCACUGAUGCUCCCUCAAGCGUGGGUUGCUCAGUUUCAGGAUCAAAUCCAAGAAGAUGUAGAAGGGCCAAAAAUGAGUGGGAGAUCAUAGAAAGAAGCCUUCUAAAAUCCACUCAAGAGCAUGGCCUAGGCAGUAGAUCUGAGUCCUCACCUAAUAAAGAGAUGGCUGGUGAAGAGCACUCUUUCUUACACCUUUUCUUGGAGAAGAAAGGCACAGCACAACAUACAACCACAGAAUCAAAAAUUGCUCGUUCUGAGGAGAUGCUGUCAGAUAAAGGGGUUAUGAAGAGGGAAAUGGGUGACAUAAAUGUUGAAGCUCAAAGAGCGCUAGCACCACAACCUAUACCUACAGAUGUAGUGGAGUCCAUGGUCAGUGGUCCACCACGGUGCCAAGAAGAUAGGUCUUCUGAAGUCAAGAAGAGAAAGAAUAGAGCUGCUAUGUUGCCAUGGACACAAAAAUCUCCUACCAGCCAAGAAAAGGCCACUGUCUUGAGUAAAGUCCAUGGAGAAGAGGAAAAAGCAUCCAGCCCUGGUUCACAAAAAUGUCAACCCAAAAUGGAAUUAUCCUUGGAGAGCACAACUUCCUACAAAAAGAGGCAUUCCGGAAGUGGUUUCAAGGCCCUUUCUGCAAGCGUUUCAAGUGCUACCACAGAAGGGGAUGUUUCUACGCAGAUAUCACCUUUCCCUCUCAGAAGGUGGCCAAAUGCAAGGGAUAUCUCCUCAGAUUCAAAGAGUACCUCAGAGUAUGAGAGUAGUUCUGAAAUGCAGCUGGAUCCUGCACAUCCUUUCCAGGCUAAAGAUGAUGAUGGUGAGGAUGAUGAUGAUGAUGAUGACGAUGAUGUCUUCCUCAAAUCAGAAAGUGUAGAUGCAGGACUGAGCACGAUGGAGCAGAAACAGCCUCUCAGAUAUUCCUCCCAGUCAUUAGGGAAACCCGGAGCUAGAGAAGGCUUUUCAGAGCCACAGAGUUCUUCAGAAGAUGAGAGAAGUUGUGAGGAACUGACAUCUCACUCUUCCCAUUCCUUGGAGGACUUUGAAGAAUGUUCAGAAUCAAAAAAUUUCACCCUAGGUUCCAUCUCUGAAGAGCAGCUGACUUCCACCUGCCAUUCACAGGCUGUGCAUGUGUCUGAGGAAAAGGAAGCUUCCACAGAAUCAAGUAGUUACAUGGAGAAGUGCCACAGCUCUGAGGAUCAGACCAGCUCAGAGCAGGCUUCAGGUCAGUUCAGAGACCAGCAAGAAGCAGUCCCAGUUUCAAAGAGUGCUCCAAAAGAGCGGAGUGUUUCUGCCAAGCCGGUGUUCCCCAAGACCACUUCUUCACCCACUGUGAGUUCUAUUAGUCAACAACAAACCCCCACCACAAUGAACAUUUCUAUGGGACAGAGCAGAUCUAUGGAAAAAUUGCCUCCCAGCCACACUGGGGAAUCACGGUUGAGCGCUCAGGCUGAGCAUCAAGAAUUUGUAGAGGUAGAGGGUGUGGCUGCCGACUGGGACAUUUUUAUGCAGCCACUGUCCCCUAAAAAGGCUUCUAAGCACCCAGUGGGGCACCAUGAUGAGCAAAACGUUCCCUCCUAUUCAGAUGUUGCGACCAUGGAAGAGGCAGCUUCUAUGGAGGUACUGUUUCUCAGACAUAAUUUUCAGCCGCCAACCAGACCAGUGUUUGAGCAAGAAGUUUCUGCAGGCCCAGAACUUGCCAUUUUUGAAGAAAGUGUUGCUUCACAGACUCUUAGACAACCUUCCCAGUCCUCUGUGCAACAAAGCAUCAAGAAAGAAAUAUUGUUGGGUGCAGAAAGUGAUGCAUUUGAGGGUUGUGCAUCCAUAGAGCCCUUGCCUCCUCAGCAUCAUCUUCAGCCACUGUUGAAUCCCUUCAUCCAGCAACAGGCAUCCUACAGAGGGAUUUCUAUGGAUCCAAGGUUUGCAAUGCACUUUUUCCAGCCACAGAUGAAGCUUCAAGGGAUGCAAUCAUUUUCUUUAGCUCCAGAGAACACAGGAUUUGAAGGGAACACUUCUUUGGAGCAUGUGCCUCAGACCCUUUCCCAGCCUAUGCUGCAGCCUUAUCAAAAUGUGCCUUUAGAAUCCAAGGCUGUUGCUGCUAAGAUGAUGUCCAUGGACCCAAUGCACUCAACAUAUCCUGCUCAGUCCUUACCAAGUCCUCAAAGCCAACUAGUCUCAGAAAGCACCUCUGUAGAAGGUGCCACUGUGGUGGAGCCUCUUCCUCCUCAGCCUUCAGUGAAGUCCAAAUUCCAGCCACAGAUGAGCCAAGAUUCAGUGAGCACUUCCACCCUAUGGAGCAGUUCUAUGGAGGCACUCUCUCCUCAGCAUAUCUUUCAAACACAGGCAAACCCUAAAUUUAUGCAAGUUCCCACAGCUCCAGAGAGCCUUGAGGCCCAAGGGAGCAUAUCCAUGCAACUAGUUCCUCCCAGAAGUCCUUCUGAUCCAUCGGUGGCCCCUACCUUUGAGCAAAGGUCUAUACUCCCAGGCACUGUUCCUGUUGCAUGGGCCAUUCCCAUUUAUUCAGCAGCUCCCAGAAUGCCUUCUCAGCCCUUGAUGGGAUCUGUAGUCAAACAACCAGUCUCCACAGGAUCCAUGAACACACCUGCACAACAGAUCAUCUCUGUAGAGCCAAUGUCCACUAGACACCCUUUGCAGCCAUGGCAGACUACUCCAUUUGAACAUGGCUCUGCACCUUCAGACAGUGCUGCUGCUGCUGCCGCUGCCGCUGCUGCCGCUGCCGCCGCCGCUGCUGCUGCAUGGGGCAUUCCUAUUGCUCCACCACCUCCCAUAAUGCCUUCUCAGCCCUUGAUGGGGACAGUCUCCACUGAGUUAGUAAGUGUUUCUGUGCCACAGAGCAGCUCUGUGGAGCUAAUGCCUUCCAGAUUCCGUUUCCAGCCAAGAGCAGAUCCAGAGAGCUAUACAGCAGAGAAGGGAGUUUCUACAAUGAUAAAGCCAGGAAGGCAUCAUUCUUCGCCCUCCAUGAGCUCAGAAUCCAAGGAAGAUGAUUCCCCAGAUUCAGUGAGAGCUUCUGAAGAAUGGAGGCUUCCUACGGAGUCAACGCCUUCCAAAAAUGCUCCUCAGCUGUGCUUAGUCCCUGAAUUUGAGCAACAAGCCUCAAAUCCAGAAGUUGUUGAGGAAGAGUGGAACCCUUACAAGGAGGCAUGUCUUUCGGGACAUCCUUCCCAAACCAUUACCAAACAUGAAGUCCAGAAAACACCAUCAAGUUUUGAGAGUCUCUCUACUGAGGGAGGCAUUCUUCCCAAGCCACUGCCUUCCAAACAUCCCAUCUCAUUCUUAACGAAAUCUAAAAUUCAGGAACUGUCCGCUCGUCUUGAGGGUGCUGACCCUCAAGACAGCUCUGAUAAACCACAGAAGAGCACAGCUCCUUCCCAGUCAUUUGUGAAGUUUAUGGCACAGCAAGUAUUUUCAGCAAGCAAUGCUAAUGAAAUAGGCAUUUAUGCAAAGCCCAUGAUUCGGAGCCGCAGCCGUCCAUCCAGAUCCCUGUUGAAGCCUAAACUCGAUGAACACAUUUUCUUAUAUAACUGGGACAAGGAACCCACGGAAUACACCAGUUUGAAGAAUCUGCUCAUACAACAGCCUUCUCAGUUACUCAGAAAGCCUGAAAAGCCUCAAGAAGUUCUGCCAUAUUCUGAGGGUGCCCCUGUGAAGCGGAGCAGUUCUGCAGAAGACAUCUCCCAGCCCCGGCGUAAGCUUGAGUACAGGCAGAAAGUCUCAGUUUCUGUCAAUUUUCCUGAAGAGUGGAAGAAGUCUGAAGGACAUCUACAGUUCACAGAACCUUCUCAAGCCUUCCAAGUGUCUGAGUUGCAGCCACCGAAGUUAUCAACAGGCUCCACAAAUGUUCCUGUGGAGUGGAGCAGUCCUGAAGAGCAUCGGCGUCCCGGUCAGCCUAUUGAGGCUGUCUUGAUCACUGACUAUCAGCAACAAAUUUAUUUAAGUUCUGCCAAUUCUGCUGCUGAAGGAACCAUUUCUGAGAAGAAUACUGGCAGCUGGUCCAUGCCAAAAGCCCCAGCUUCUUCAACAAAGUCCAUGAAAUACAGUAAAGGCUAUGAGGACUUACCUAAAAGCACCCUGAUUUCUGAUACCAAACCUGGCACAUUCACUACUGUUCCUGACCAGAAAGCAUUCGUUUCCCCGGGCAUUUAUUCUAAGGAGGAAGUUCCUCAGAGUCAUGAUGGAAAUGAGAGUCCUUCAGUCCUAUCCACCAGCAAGACUGAGGUUGAAAAUGUUUUUGGAGUGCGACUGCGAAGAAUCUCACAAAAGAGUGGGAUGGAGAAACCAGAUCUUUUCACAUCAUUUGUCCCAGUUUCAUCAUCAAUAAGCAAAGAAUCGGUGAACAAAGAAGAUCUCCAGGACCUCAGUAGAGGCCCAGAGAAGUUUAGCCCAACACUUAGCUUUGUGGAAAAGCAAGGGAACAGGCCCAGAUAUCAAGGCAUUUUCAAGAAACCAGCAGUUUACAAGCCUCCAGGAAACACUUCUAAUUGGAAGGCAGACUCAACGACAGAGUCAGGUUGUAUCACUGUGGCAAAACAGAGGCAAAGAGGCACUCCAUCCUACUUUGCUAAAAAACCCAGGAAUAGAGCUGAAAUUAGGGCUGAGACCAAGGAACCUAGGUAUGAGUCAAAAUAUGAUCCAGACUCGGAAUUACUACGAAAGGAACCUAAACACAAAACUGAUACCUCAGCAAAGACGAUUUUUUCUACCAUUAUUCCCAGACAUGAGUUGGCAAAGUCAAGGGUGUCUAAGUCUACGAAAUCAGUUGCAUUUGAUGAUCAGAAGAUAUUUCAUACAUAUACCAGGGAAAAAGAGACCAGGAGAUCUUCAAGUCUUCCACCUAAAUUUACACCACCCGAGGAGCCUGUGUGGUUUUCAAUGGCCAAGAAGAAAGCCGAAGCAUGGAGUCAAAUGGCAGAGAUCAUGCAAUAAAUAGCUCCCGGAUGAAGCAUCAGCAUUUUCAAUAAUAAUUGCAGUAGCUGUGGUGAUCCCACAUAAUAAUCUUUACUAGGGUUUAAAAAAUAACUUUAGAAGUAGAAAUUAACAUUUUAAUUACUUGAGUGAAAUAAAUGCUACUAAUGUCUACCCUCAGUAAAUUACUAUCAGCAUUCCCAAAUCCAGCAUGUUCUCCAGAAAACCUAUGCUAGAGAAUUGUAAAGUCAUUAACUUUAAACAUUGUGCCUUAGAAGAAAGAAAACAAUUGUAUUUUGUUUCAGAAACUUAAAGAUUGCCAUUUGUUUCAACAAAAAAUUUUAGUGGAAAGAUUCAGGUGAUUUAGCCUAGGGAAUGGAUGUACUUUCCACCAGGCAGAUGGCAAGUUUUCUUGUUAGACUGUGUCUGGUGCCUUUGGGGAGUGACCUUCCUCUCUGGCUCCAGGCUUAGGGCAGAGAUACUCUGUAACUCAGAGUCUUAGUUACUUUUUCUGUUGAUGUAAUAAAUUCUCAGAUAAAAUUAACCUAAUGGAGAAAGGGCUUAUUUUGGCUUAGAGUUCGAAUAUAAAGUCCACCACUGCAGGGAAUUUCUGGCAGCAGGAACUUGAGGAAGGUGGUCACAUUGCUUUUCCAGGCGAGAAAUGAAAGUAAUGAAAUCUUGUGCUCAACUCAUGUUCUCCCAUUUGUAUGUGUGUGUGUGUGUAUACAUAUAUACAUAUAUAUAUAUAUAUAUAUGUAUGUAUGUAUGUAUGUAUGUAUUCCCCCUCUGAAGUUCCAAGCCUAGGGAAUGAGGUCACCUAUGGUAGGUGGGUUUUCUCAACUUAAUUAACCUUUUCAUUUUUAAACUCUCCACAUUUUUUCUUUCAAGUCCAGCAAAAAUUAUGAGAGCUACCCUUAGAAACCUUAACAGUAAACUUUGUUCAUUUUUCUAGAUCCAAAGGACAUCUAUUUCUGUCACUUCGUGCUUGGUUUGCUUAAGCAGAAAUGCAGCCUUGAACAUCUAUAUUGGAUGCUUUCCCAUUCAAAACCAAGUCUAGAGAAGCAAUGAGAUUCUAUAGCUUGCUUAAAUAAUUAGUGCUGGGUUUUUGCUGACGAUGGUAUAAUGAGAUGUUGUAAAACAACAUGCUGGAUUUUUCAUUUAAUCUAUAAAACAACUCCUUAUUUUUAUCCUCUAGCUGUUGCCCUUUUGAUAAUGUUAAAUUUUUGAUCGACUGGAUUUCAUUCCAUUUAUAUUCACAUAGUGAAUAGUUUGUUUAAACCAAUGCUUUUAACAUAGGGAAUCCUAGUAUAUUAGUUCUAACACUUCCCUUUCCCAUUUUUGCCUAUACCCCCAUUACUUUGUUUUCACUAUGAGAACUCCCCAUUAA